Hydra vulgaris (swiftwater hydra) is the source of this 2193-nucleotide messenger RNA. Its product is annotated as zinc finger BED domain-containing protein 4. The record is from RefSeq and is a predicted model, not a curated record. Gene Ontology annotation, molecular function: DNA binding. NCBI's taxonomy places the organism in Eukaryota, Metazoa, Cnidaria, Hydrozoa, Anthoathecata, Hydridae.
AUGGAUCAAGGCGUAAUACGUAGUCUUAAAGCUCAUUAUCGUCACAAAAUUGUGCGUUUGUGUAUCAAGGCUGUCGAUAAUAACGAACCCAUGCCAAAAAUUUCUAUGCUUCAAGCAAUGAAAGAUCUUUUUUCUUCGUGGAAUGCUGUGUCCAAGGAGACUGUUAUCAACUGCUUUAAAAAAGCUGGUAUCAGCAAAACAAACAAGAGUAUUAAAGAAGCUGAUGAUGAUCAUCCUUUUAAAUUUUUGACAGAAGAACUUAAUCGUUUGCGAGAGUUAGAUCCUCGUGCCGUCCAAGAAGAUCUCUCAGCGGAAUCUUACAUUGGUUUAGAUUGCGAUGUAGUAACCACCGGUUCACUUGCUACUGAUACUGAAAUCAUUGCUCAGAUUUUAGACCCUAAUUUUGAAAACGACGAUAAUGAAGUUGAAGAUAGCGUUGACGAAGCCAUUGACGUCGAAGCCCCGCCACGCCCAUCUGAUAUUCAAUUAAAAAUUGCUUUUGAAACGAUUCAAAAUGCUUUGCUAUACAGCUCAAAAUACGGAAAUGAAAUACAAUCCCUAGCACUAAAACUUAAGGAUUUAAUAAAGAUGGAAAAGAUGGAUAAUUUAAAAAUUAAAGAAACAAUGAGUAAAGCAACGAAAAGUUCAAUCUGGGACUAUUUUGAUAUUGAUGAAAAUAAUCGCUCAAAAGCAACUUGUAAAUUUUGCAAAAUGAAAAUAUUAAGAGGAGGAACAUCUGGCAAAAAAAUGACAACAUCUAAUUUAAGAGGGCAUAUGAAAGCAAAACAUAUAAAAGUUUUCCAGAAAGUAGAAGAUCUAAAAUGUUUCAAAAAAAUUAACACAGAAGAAAAAAAUGUUAUUGCAUCUACUUCAACAAGUAAAGAGAAUAAUAAUAGCAAAGUAUCCGUUAACAACAGUGUUACAGUUAUUCUAGAUCAAAAACAUCAAUCUAAGCUUGAGGAAACUAUUAAUAAGCAUAGGAAAUGGACUUCAAGUGAACAAAGAGCUCAAAAAAUAACUAUGCUUAUCGGAGAAAUGAUAUGUGUAGACAUUCAGCCGUAUUCUUUAGUUACAGAUCAAGGAUUUAAAAAACUAAUUAUGCAUCUUGAACCAAGGUAUACCAUGCCCUCUAAAAAACAUAUGACUGAAACAGUUGUUCCUUUAAUUUAUGAAAAAAUGAAAAUGCAAAUUAUGAGUGAUGUAGCAAAAGCAAAUUUUUUGAGUUUUACCACUGACGGAUGGACUACACAUCACAAUGAUGUAAGCUUUUAUUCAUUAACAGCACACUGGAUAAACUCAGAGUUUAAUUCUAUGACAGCUGUGCUACAACUUAAAAAAAUAACAGGCUCUUAUACAGGUGUAAAGAUAUCAACAUUUCUAAAAGACUCUUUAAAUGAAUGGAAAAUACCUACUAACAAAGUGUACUUUGUCCUGUCUGACAAUGCUGCUAAUAUGAAAUUAGCCAUAAAAGAAGCUGGUUUAGAAAAAAAUUCUCUAAGUUGUGUAAUCCAUACUCUUCAGCUUUGUAUAACCAAUAAGCUUUUCAAACACCAAACAAUUGUAAAUGAUCUUAUAGCUAAGUCUAGAAAAAUUGUCACACACUUUCAUCAUUCUUCGUCUUCCAUGGAUAUGCUACAUGAAAUUCAACAACAGCUAAAGUUACCCCAACAUUCACUUAUACAAGAUGUAGUAACAAGAUGGAACUCGACAGUUUACAUGCUAGAAAGACUAGUUGAACAAAAAACUUCACCAACAUUAUUUUUUAUUAGAAAUCAAAAGUGUAAUGCCUCUAAUCUUAAUGAAGACCAAUGGUUAUUAGCUGAGACGCUUAUCUUAGUUUUAAAGCAUUUUGAGGUGGCUACACUAGAGAUAAGUGAAAAUAGGGCAUCAGUGUCUCAAAUUAUUCCAUUUAUAGUUUCAAUGGAAGCGUACCUAGUCUAUGCUUCAGAAAAUGCAGGUGAAAUAAAAACUAUAAUAGAAGAGUUGAAAAAAGAUUUCAAGGUUUUAAUAUACAGCUAUAAAUAUAACAAAAACUUGAACAUGUCUAGAGUUUUAGAUCCAAGAUUCAAACUUAGUUAUGCCAUAUCAGAUGAGGAGAAAGACACAAUAAAAUCAAAUAUUCAAGAGAAAUACAUGAACCUAAAUAAAACUGGUAUAACAGAUUGCCUUUUAACUACCGACAACUUAACUUAA